AUGGGCUCUGUGGCAUCUCACCACAAAUACCCCAUGCCUCAUAGGAUAACGCCCCAAACUGACACAAUGGUCAAUAGAAGUGUCGUCGGAGAUUAUAGACCACUUUAUUGGGCCGACUGCUAUGCUCCUCUCUCAGGCGAAGCCCAAACAUUACCGCGAUGCGGUCGGGAAAGUUUCAAGCCUAAAGAGGACUCUACUCCACGCUCACUUUCUCUUGGAGGGUGCAUGGACGGAUGGAACUCGGCUGCAGCCAAACCAGCGCUCCGCUUGCCUCUGCUCGUCCGUGCGUUUGCUUCCCAUACGAUGCCGUUCAGCGGGCCAGUGUUGAGGCUUCAGUUGGCGGGCUUAGCCCUUCUCAUCAUGUCAUUAUGGCUGUACUUCGACACACAAGAGAACGUUCAGGCCGUGAGGGACAUGGACCAGUACAUGGAGGGCGUUUACAUAUUCAUGGUUGUUGGAUCCAUAAUGGUCGUCGUCGGCUUCCUUGGAUGCUGCGGAGCCCUGUGUGUAUCUCAAGUCAUACUUACCGCCAAACAAGAGAUGGAGAGGAAGAAAGCUUUGAAGGCAAAUUCUUUUGGAGGCCAGUAUCAAUCAGACCUGAAUGAGAAAUUUGCACUCCCUUUUUGA
This is a messenger RNA of Darwinula stevensoni, 627 nucleotides long. Lineage: Eukaryota; Metazoa; Arthropoda; Ostracoda; Podocopida; Darwinulidae. The record is from the annotation of a GenBank genome assembly.